UUUUAUCUAAAUUAUAAUAAUUUACAUUGCUCUCUAAUACUUUAAUUUUUACUGCGUUCAGCAGAAAAAGCAGCUUUGCAACAGUUGUACAAUUCUUCAACACAAUUAGUUUCGCCCUUAGUUUCUGUUGAUUCUAAAUGCAUAAAUCAAUCAUAUAAAAAAAUUUUACAACAGUCGUGAAGUUGCUUUUUCUGCUAAACGCAACAUAGACUUUUUAAAGUUUAUGUUAUUUUUUGAUAUUAGAAGUCAUGGUAAUUAAUGUACGAAUUUACUCUUAUUAUUAAUGGAUAUUGCUAUAAAAACAUCGCGAUAUCAUAUGACGAUUAUUUGAUGACAAAGUAGACAUUUACAUAUGAUUCUAUUGUGACAUUACUUUUCUAUGGAGGUAUUUAAAUAAUUUAUGUAGAGGUAAUCUUAAAUUUUAAAGCACGAUUCUGUUUCUAUGUAGGAAAGAACCAAAAAUUCGUCAAUAUUAUUUAUACAGGUUUUAUAGACAUUGACUAUCUAGUUCUGUGUCUACAUUUAUGGACAUAUAGAGACGCAUUUCAAAAUAAAAUCACAAUUAAAUUAUGGCCGUGGCCGCUCUUCGAUUUUUUUCUCGUUAGAGAUCCAAAAGAAACAGAGCUUUGCUUGAUUGGAGGUUUUAUGUUCGAUUAAUAAUUCUUAGUAGGUUCCCUCAUAUUUAAACAUCACUAGCAAAAGUUCUCGUUCCUUCUUGCUGAGUUUCUACAGCGUUUAAACAACGUUCCGACGAUUAAACAUUUUUUAAUAAUUUUUGUAUGCCCGAAAUCAGCACGACACUUAAGUAAAAGAUGUCGAGCUGAAUAUUUCUGAUAAUUCUACCGACAUUUCUCGCUGUUUAUAAUUACGUAACCAGUAACAGAAAAUCAUCGGAAGUUGCUCGAUAUUACAAUAACGCACGCAAAAAUCUGUUGUAUUAAUUUUUAUUAAAAAAUUUAGCCACAAAACUCUGCGUCUAUUUUCUGCGAGAGAAACUUUCUCGUUUCCGUGCUCUUUCGCCCGAUGUACAAAGCGAUCCGGGAAUCGCUCGACGAAAAUUUGUCGCGAUAUUUCGAGUAUAAACAGACCUUUGUUACGUGGUAUCUUAAACGGAAUUGCUUCCAGCGGAAUAGCUACCAUGAGGCAUAGGACUUUGUAACUGCUCUGUGUUCGAUAAGACAAUAUGUUCUUCACAAUGAACCGUUGCACAGGAAUAGGGUAUCUGUUAUAACGAUUCGGAUGUGGGGAGGACGAAACGUAAAGAGGGAAUUUGUAGGCGGAGCUGUAAAGACUUCGUCAGUGAAAUACAUGUGUAAUUACGAACGCUACAACCUUGAAAUUAUUGUAAUUUAUAUCGUCUCUUAGCAGUUUCUCUUAAUACUCGGAUGGUAUGUAUACUUUCGUCUGCGUUUAGAGAGAAAUCUAGAAAUUUAUUAGUAGUAGUAGUAGUGAGAAAGAGCAGGUGGCUCCUAAUGUCAUCUAGAUCUAAAGAAUUGUGACUGUAGAAAUUUUUAUUUACUACUAAAGAGUUAAGACUUUAGAUAAUUUUAUUAAUUUUACUAAACUAAUAAGAAAAAAAAAAUAAUACAAUUAAUUGCUACUUGAAUAGAUUUCGCAUAAAAAAUGAGAAUAAUAAUAACCUUUAAAUAUGAUUUUUUUUUAUUGAGACCAUAGCUUUAUUAAAAUUAAUUUAUAAUGUACAUUAAUUAAAAAUAAUUAUUUCUGUACUCCAUGGGUAAGAUAAAUUUCUCGAGAAAUUUCAAUACGGACCAAUUAAAAUUUUAUUAAUGAUCGAUUACCGCCGAUAACACAUUCGAGCAUAAUUAAUACAGGAAUUUCACAUCCGUUACGUUACUCAGAACGCAGAGAUGUUAAAGCUGAAAGCUUUCGACGUGAGAAAAACGGAGAAAACCGGACGCGUCUGUUCCAGUCGUUUUUCUAAUUCAUUAACUUUUCCAAAAUUUAAGGUCGCUUUCAAUUAGAGAGGAUAUUCUCGUUCAUGGUCUGCUCUUCUAGCGGCGGUCGAUCUUCUCUCGGUGCUGUACGUUGUGUGCGCGCGCGUGUGCUACAAAAGGAUGGCCAGAGGUCUAAUUGCAGCCAUCAGCGAAAGCCGGCGGACCGGAAGCGGGCGGAAACUUCGAGCAUUCUUCCCGGGGUCCUCCAUCGGAUCUCGUCGAGGCGCGUCGAGAGAAUUCCACGGGCGAUAGCCGCGCUUCGCGCCCGUUCCCCUUCGCAACCGAUCUCGCGCAAAGGCUUUGGUCCAUUUUUCAGUAUUAGGGGAAAGCGAUAGCCGCCGAGGCGAUCGGUAAUCGAUAUCCGCGGAGAACGCGGGAGCUCGUAAACUGACCAAACAACGAGACGUAUGAGGGAGGAAUGGGGGAGGGGGGGGGGCACGAUUGGUUUAGCUUCGUGGAGGGCGAGUACAGGUGUGCGAUUGGUUGAGCAGGUGAGCGAUUGGCUCGACCUAUCGGGCUUCCGUUUACCUCUCUCGUUCUGUCUUUGGCUUUUCUCCGGUCUAUUUGCGACAGGGAGCCGUAUAAAGCACGCGGAGCCGCGAGAACAGUCAGUUUUAUGAAACACGGGGGAUUUUUCGGGACAUUUGCUUUGUAUUGGCCUCACUAUAUUCCUUAUUUGCCACAGGCUUUCUUUCCUUUUCAACUUUGUCUCUAGAAUAUCUUGAAGAGAAUAUUUGUGCCAUUAGCAAGAAGUGCGUAAUAUACCGAAAUGUUAUUUUUGUCUUGGAAAUAAUCUCGGCUAUAAAAGGGUCCCUUUUGUUUCAAAGUCUGGCAUAGUUUCAUAGUUUCGUUGCUCUAAUUUUCACUUGGUGUAAAAUUUUUUGCGGUAUUGUGACCGCGCGCCAAGCUAUAGGGGAAACGCGACGCUCUUUUUUCAUGCAAUUCGUGUCGCUUUGUCGAUUAUUUUUUUGCCGCUCCUCCCCGAGGCGCAUCGCGCGAAUUUGCAGUUUUCGCGGGCGUUAACUCUCGUUGCGCUGUGCAAUUUAGCCUUUCAGCGACGUAUAAUCGCGUUAAAAGUCGAGCGCCAACUCGAGACGAGGCGGUAAUCGCCCGUUCUAUCCGAUAACGAGUUUCGUCUAACUUCACGACUGCGUAGCGGCGGAGAAAGAGAUCGACAAAAUAAAAGAGGCCGUCCGCGGAGACAGUAGGCAAAGGAUGGGAGAAGGAGAAGAUCGCGAAUGAAGUGUCGAAAGAAGUGCAAUUCCUUAUGUAUACACAGAGGCAAUAAUUAUUAUCACUAUAUCUUUGAAUAUCUUCGAAACUAUAUAAGAAGAAAGUAGAACUCGACAGAAAUUCUACGGUGCAGAAGCGAUUGUUUUAUAGUGGUAAUGUUUUUUUUUACGAAUAAUUUUGAAGAUGUAAAAGUCAUUUUGUUUUUGGAAAUAAAAUUAUAUGAUAAUGGAAUUAUAUUUUUUACGUAAUAACAUUUUUCUAAUUAUUUUGCAUAUAAAAGUAUAUAACAGUUAUAAAAAAGUUAAUAAUUAAUACAAUAUAUUUUAUAUUUUAUAUACUAACAAUAUUUUAUAUACUUACAAAUAAACUAUUAAAUAUAUUUGACGAUCGAUAUUAUAAUUGUGUUGAUCGUCUAACUUAAACAAAUCGUAUGUCUUUUAAUUUGAUAUAAAUAAUGCUUCUCAACAUUGACUUUUACUUUAAUUUAAGCUAAAUUUGAAGUGAAAAUCCGAAAUAGUUCUCGCGUGAAUAUGGAACGCGGUUAUUAUAUCAACGCAAGUGGCCCAUCUAGCGAACUUGAAUUUUGAACGUACGAAAGAUCGCUUCGAAACGCGCGCGCGUACGCGCGCAUGCGCGACCGUCGCGCCACCGUAGCUCAGUUCACGUCGCGCGGCGCGUCCGUACGUUCGGAGCCACCGAAAGAUCCAUCCCUCCCUUUACACGUACGGCGGAUAGAGCGAAGCGUGAGAGCGCGCGCGAAUAUUUAACGGUCGCGCGGAAGAAGAGUGUCCGGUGCAUCGCGCGUCGACGCGCAUCGUUGCUGCGAUUUCCACGUCCGUCCGUUCCGUUCGUGAUUUGCGGGAUUCGCGGAAUCGGAAAUGCGUUCUCUCUCGCUCGUCGAUUCGGCUGUGCCCGGCGAAGUUCGGCCGGUGCGGCAUCGCGAUGCCUACGUCACGCCGUAACGAUGCAUCCCGCGGACGGUCGAUAGCGUGUGUCGAUGCGUCGUUCGUAGCGUCGUGCGUGUACCGGGAAUGGAAGCGUGCCGGGCGUCCGUCGCACCGGGGCGACGUGCGCGGAGGAGUGAUUUCGGGUCGCUCUCUCGUCGUUACGGAUACCCGAGCUCUCGCGCGUCGAUCGUUUCGCGUCGAUUCGUGCCACGGCUCGGUUACGUUUUCGACUCGCCGGACCGACCGCCAUUUGUUGCCGGGCGCUUUGGCGCGCUGCGUCGCGCCGGUUCGGAGCGCGGGAGUUUACGCGCGAGUGACGAGAGUGAGCGUCGAGUGUAGAGAGAGUAUCGGGUUUAUAUGAAAUUGUGAUUAGUUCGCGUUUUUCCGGACACGUUCGUGCACCCUGGAGCGAGAUUGUUACGCCGGCCGUCGCAGCGUUUGACACCGAUGGAGCGAGAGCUUCGGUCACACAGCAGCGGAUCGCCGACACGGGCCGACCUCAAGAUAGUUUCGCGAGACGGUGCUGCUAAUGAAACUACCAAGUGCAUUCGUAAUUCCUUCGUAACUCGAUUUGCGGACUUCAACGAAUGGAGGGUGGCACGAUUACUGCUGCGCAUCUGUUUGCAAGGUGGCGAUGAACAGACUCGUGGGAACGGCGCGGACAUUUUCUGUGGAACUCGCCGAGAGGGAGAACACACAUACCACUUCAGGUGAUCACGCACUCGACGCGUCGCCGGCGUUCAUCCCCCUCCGCUCUCCCGGUACGUAGAUACGACCGUCCAGCAAAGUUGCUAAUUAGUUGCUCAUCGUUGUUGCCCGCGAGUGCGACGGUAAACUAGACGCCGCCGUAAUUAUAUGCAUGCCGGGCACUGUAAACUGUUUUACUUCGCGUGUCGUUAAUAUUCCAACCGACGUACCGACACGUUAGCCCCGACCAGUAAGUUGCCAAAUUACGCAGCCGAGUAGUUUGCAACAAAAUACGCACACUUCACCGGGGAAACACUAACCGGUGACGUCUGACGUUCAACUGUGAUUUCUGACACUUGACUGGAACUCGACUCCGUCUCUUCCGAAGGAAAGCUCAUUAAAUCCGAUCGUUGUCAUCGCGUUAAUUAAAUCUGAAUUUUGGAAACAUUCAGCUUCAACAUUUUACUUUCAGGCGCGUAUUGAGUCCUAGAGUUUUACAACGUGUUAACUUAGUAAAUUAUGUUCUACGUAGGAUGUAACUACUUUAUUCCGCACUGCUCUACUUCCUGCUGAUGAGCCGUGAUUAAAAAGUCGAGUGUCCUGAGUGGCGCCGAGUAACCGUAACGAAAUUUUAAUACACUACGCACAACUCGACAUUUUUCUCUUUCGCGCCACCUCGCUCUCGUCCGCGAGGAAGGGAGAUUACCGCCCCAGAGCGCGAAAAACCUGACGCGGCCUAACGAGGCGUGUCAUUUUAAUCAGCUCGCGCUGGUACACGCCGGUGACAGUCUGCGAUGGCACAAAGCACUUUAUUUCAUUUUUGUCACGCUCGGGACGAGGUACCGGGGCAAGAAGAACGAGAGACUAGGUGGAAACUUGAAGGUGAGAGCAAUUUCUGCUAGACACGAAAUUUAUAUAUUCACGAGGGGAACGUCGCGGGCGUCUGCGAGAAGGUGCCGCGAUCGAGGUCGGCGUAGCUUUGGGAACGCGAACGAAAUCCCUUUCGCCUUCCGUUUCGCGAGUUUUCUCUCGUACGCGCCGGUUUUUUUUUUUUUUGUUUCGCGGGAGAAGCGCGAGAACAGACAAAAUACCGGGGGAUACCCAGGUGCGGAAAUGCACGGACCGCCGCCGCCGCCGCCGCCACCGCACCGUUAUGGUUCCCUGUACCGUAUGAAUAAUAAUUCGCGCGUUCGCCGGAAGUGUAUCUCUGGAAGCACGCCGAGAUAACUGCGCCACAAAAGGGCUGUUCCCCGUCAACUCUUGAACGUGUGAAAAUUUUUGCGCGAUCGACGGGACCGACGACGCGCAUCGAUCGGCGACGCGACGCCGUAGUAGAAAUUAUGGAAUUUCCGGAAAAUUGAAUUCCGCGGUAUUAUCGGGGGUUUAACUAUUACGCAAGUAACGUAUCCGCGGCCAAUAUUUUCUGAACAAGCAUGGGAGCGUGACGGAUUGUCGAUGCGGUCCCCCCCUCUUCGGACCUUCACGGAUCCGAAAGCCAUGUUUGUACAUAAUAUAAGCAAGCGAGCGCCCCGCCGAACAAGUCGUUCAUGAAUCUUUCAGGAUUACGCUCGAUAAACUUUAUCACGGCCGCAGGGAAAAUUACGACGGUAAGUGUGGCCGACAGCUAUUUCGUGACUCGUUCCCGACAAAUUUCUCUUAACUCGCCGUGAUCGCCUCUUCGUCUUCGUCCGCCUGAGUGCAACCCCCCCCCCUCUCCCCCUACCUCGCGCGGUAUUUGAAUAAUGCGUGCUGAAUUUUCAACCCUGCCUUGAAAGCGCAGGGCGCGUUCAGGCGUUUCCGGCGAAGCCGGCUAUUUACAUGAACUUUAGUUCGAAAAUGAACGCAAGUGUUUAUACGAAGUACAAAUUCUACUCGUUCCGGGAGCGCAUUAUUUCUUAAAGUAGUAUAAAACGAGCACGAGUAAAUACCAUUAUUAUUUACAAUUCAAUUGUGAUUACGCGCGUAAGAUAUAAUUAUUAUUUUAAAGUUAUUUUACUGUAACGCUGAGCUAUUUAGAAAAAUAAUUCUUUUAAUUUUGAACACAGAUUGGUGAAUUAAUAGUGAAAGUGCAUUGUCUGUUAGCACAUACGUUUUAUGUUCGGGAUUAAAAAACGACCAUGUACGCGACCAGUAAAUCUGGACAAAUUAGAGCCGGUUGGUUAGGCAGUGCUGGAUGGCUCAAAAGAUUAUUCCAUGACGCUAAUGCCGGGAUUUGCCGGAGCUCGUCGGUUUCAGGGUAUAGAACCGUGUGUUAGAAUCGCGUGAUAAAAUUACGGGCCAACGGCCAACUGUAGAUUUCCGGUAGGAUAUUGGGCCGCAAAAAUAGUUUAUCUAAACAGGAAAUAACCAUAUGGUGAUUUGAUAGCGGAAUGAAUAUUUUAGCUUCUAUUUUGUCUCUUGUUUGCGAGUGAUGUAUAUUUAAUAAACAGACACAUAUGUUAUUACAUCAGAAAUUGCAAAUACGCCAAUUUAAUAUUUUACAUAAUUCCCUAAUGCGUAAUUGUUUACCGCAUUUGGAUUUCAGCGUUUGGUGCUCGAGCGUUUUACGCAUUUAUAAUGAAAUUUUUAAUUUACUUGAAAUAAAAACAAUCGUCCAAUUAGAACGUUUAAAUUAAUUGUUAUUAUGCAAAUUUUAGCAAUUGAUAACGAAAAAUUUAUAAUUUAUGUUAUGAUUAAUGCUGUAUUGAAAUUAGAAUACGAGUAAAUAUUUAAUGAAUACAAGUAUACAAGAAGUUUCCAUUUUAUUUUAAAAUUACACAAAGAUAUAAGAUUAAUUUGAACGUCGAGCACUUUCGUUCUCUUUCUACUUCUCACUAUCUCUUUUUGUAUAAAAUAUUUACUCUCUACCUACGUAUCUUAAAUGCAGCCAGUGGGAUUUACGUUAUACCGCAUUAACCCCUAAAAUUAACAGAACAUAAUGCAACGUGAAACAUCAUGCUACACCGCCAUACACACUUUCUUAAAGUAAAAACACCAGGAAAUGAUAAUCUCUUAGUUAUAUAUAAGUCGUCUGACGCAAAUGUUGCUUACUUAGCGUUCCCAGUUUACGUAGUGACGUCUUUACAUAAUUAUUUAUACUACGAGUACUCUUGAACGAAGAAAAAAGAAAA
Monomorium pharaonis (pharaoh ant) is the source of this 7932-nucleotide messenger RNA. RefSeq lists its product as uncharacterized. NCBI's taxonomy places the organism in Eukaryota, Metazoa, Arthropoda, Insecta, Hymenoptera, Formicidae. The record is from RefSeq and is a predicted model, not a curated record. Bases 4583 to 4849 code for a protein of 88 amino acids. The transcript is spliced from 5 exons.